AUGGAAUCUCCAAAUUCGACCACGAAUCAAAGCUCGGUCACAAACAACCUGGUAACGGUACCGAUUCCGAUCCUCCCGACGGAGGGCACGUAUGCCUACGUGUUUGUUAAGGGGUCACUUUAUGCCCGGGAUAGUGCCAUAUUUGGUUGUUCAACGGACGAAGUGCAGGCACUCUCGAAACGCUUUCAGAUUAGCUCGGUGCCAAUCGACAACGGAGUGGUCAUCAAGGUUGCUCCAUCCUUGAUCAUCAACUCGCUGGCUCAGCUCGGGUACAAAGUUGUCUCGAGCACGGGCGAAACGGAAGUCGUGUGGACGCUACAGCGUGAGCUGUAGGGCAAUUAAUUUUAGAUGCUACAAACCAGCUUGGAACAAUCAUCCUAGAUGUGUAUUAAGUGUUAAUGCAAAAGUAUUCGGAAACCGAUAGGGGCAAUAUCCGCAGUUACGCACGAAUUUCACCGUUUUAGUAUAUGUAAAUUUUCCCCACUAGCCUUGGACAGGGUUUUCUGGUGUUAUACAAAGUCAAAAUUAACCAAAAAAAUUUUCAAACAGCAUUCAACCUAAUAGAGAUUGUUAUUUUUCAUAUAUCUACCUGUAUUAUAUGUGCUCAGUGUCCGUCGAUUAAUUUGAAAGCUGCCAACGGAAAAGCAGAGCAUUGUAAUGGAAAAAACAGUGCACCACGACCGGCACGG
Messenger RNA from Wyeomyia smithii (pitcher-plant mosquito), 689 nucleotides. RefSeq lists its product as uncharacterized. Lineage: Eukaryota; Metazoa; Arthropoda; Insecta; Diptera; Culicidae. Gene Ontology annotation, biological process: negative regulation of biosynthetic process. The transcript has a single exon. The record is from RefSeq and is a predicted model, not a curated record. The coding region runs from base 1 to 333 and encodes 110 amino acids.